UUAUUUUUAAACAGGCACCUUUCUUUUUAUUUAUUUAUGCAUUAUAUUUUAAUCGUACAUGAUAAACGUUUACAUUUCGAAUACACGUCCUUACAAAAACUUUCUAGAGAAGAAAAAUACAAAAGUUAGUUCGAUGACGAAAUCUGUUCAAAAACUCGGUCCGUUUACUUUAAGGUUUGAUUCGAUUUGGCUUUUCUUAGAUUUGUUGUUCGUAUAAUAUUGCAAUGGCUUUACUUGAUCCGACGAGAAAUAGUUCGAUAAAACCGACUCUAAUCCCCGAGCCGAAUCUGAAGAAUAUCAUCGAGAAGGAAUCGCUGAAGUGGAUUUUCGUGGGUGGAAAAGGAGGAGUCGGGAAAACGACGUGCAGUUGCAGUCUAGCUUUACAGCUGGCCAAUUGCCGUAAAAACGUGUUGCUCAUCUCUACGGAUCCUGCUCACAACCUCUCGGACGCUUUCGACCAAAAAUUCACAUGGACACCGACGAAAGUCAACGGCACGGAAAAUCUGUUCGCGAUGGAAAUAGAUCCAAACGCGUCCUUCUCGGCUUCGGGGACGUUGGGAAACGCCGAGUUGGACUCGUUUUUUCGUGACGUCGUCAGUGCUUUGCCUGGGGUCGACGAAGCCAUGGGAUACAUGAACGUCGUCCAGCUCGUGAACGAUAUGGACUUUUCCAUAGUUGUCUUUGACACCGCCCCGACAGGGCACACCAUCCGGUUGUUGAGCUUCCCGAAUCUGUUCGAGAAGUUUUUCGAAAAAGCUUCCAGCCUGAAGCGCCGUUUGGGAGGUCUCUUCGAUCAGUUCACCUUGUUUUGUGGCCUUUCUUCGAGCGACGCCGCACCGGCUCUCUCAAAUCAAAAGUUCGAUCAGAUCCUCGAAGGCAUGAGGCUCGCCAACGAACAGUUUAAAGAUCCCGACCAUACGACGUUCAUUUGCGUCUGCAUCGCAGAAUUCCUUUCAGUGUACGAAACCGAAAGGUUGAUCCAAGAGCUCGUCAAACUUCGAAUUCAUACGGACAAUAUCGUGGUGAAUCAGCUGAUGGCCAAAGGAAAAAAUCAAUCUUCUUCUGAAAUCAAAUGCAAUUUUUGCGAAGGAAGGAAAAACGUUCAGGAGAAAUAUCUGGGGCAGAUAAUGGACCUCUACGAAGAUUUUCACAUAACGCGACUACCGUUGUUGGACAAGGAAAUCCGUGGGACGACCGAGUUGAAGGACUUUUCAAAUUAUUUGUUAAAACCCAUCCAAUUUUCUAAAUAAAAAUUAAUUUACAUGAAGUAAAA
Messenger RNA from Cimex lectularius (bed bug), 1273 nucleotides. Its product is annotated as ATPase ASNA1 homolog. The coding region runs from base 225 to 1250 and encodes 341 amino acids. Gene Ontology annotation, cellular component: GET complex. Gene Ontology annotation, biological process: post-translational protein targeting to endoplasmic reticulum membrane. The transcript has a single exon. Gene Ontology annotation, molecular function: ATP binding; ATP hydrolysis activity. The record is from RefSeq and is a predicted model, not a curated record. NCBI's taxonomy places the organism in Eukaryota, Metazoa, Arthropoda, Insecta, Hemiptera, Cimicidae.